Messenger RNA from Candida tropicalis MYA-3404, 900 nucleotides. RefSeq names its product SNAP receptor. Lineage: Eukaryota; Fungi; Ascomycota; Pichiomycetes; Serinales; Debaryomycetaceae. Bases 1 to 900 code for a protein of 299 amino acids. The record is from RefSeq and is a predicted model, not a curated record. The transcript has a single exon.
AUGGUUCUCAGAAACGCCAAAACGAACAGAGAGAGAGAGAGAGGGAAAGUAGACAAAAAAACAGGCAGCCAAAAAGCCCUGAUUUCUUUACAACACAUCAAUUUUGCUUGCCACCUGUUAACACAUACCAAACCAAUGACAUCCAUUUCCACGAUACAAACAGUACUUAAUCAAGCAAGCAGUGACUUACAUUCAUUAGAUAUUCCAACAUUAAUUGAUCUACCUACUUAUAUACCCAAAUCAUCUCCUUAUAUCACCCAUUUAAAACUUGUUCAAAUUCAAAAUGCAUUAAGUCGAUUGGAUCAAGAUUUGAAUAAAUUCCAAAGGAAUAAACUAUAUAAUAAUUUACGUACUCAAUUGAACAAUGUUUAUAUUUCUGAAUUAGAUGAAAAAUUAUAUAUUGUUUCAAAAUUAAUUGAGAAAUAUGAUAAAGCAAAUUCACCAGAAUCUGAAUCAAAUGAAAUCAAUGAAAAAGAAGUUGAAGAUGAAGUCGUUGUUGUUAAAGAAGAAGAUUUAUCAUCAUUAAGAAGAAGAUUAUUAUCAUCAAGUAGUUCUAAAUUAGAUGAAAAAGAUACUACCAAACUUAAUGAAUAUCACGAAUCACUUCAAGAUGAUAUUUUAAAUGAAUUGAAUGAAUUAACAGCAAACUUAAAAUCAAGUGCAAUUACAUUAAGCUCAAAAAUAUUAGGUGAAGAUUUAAAUAUAUUAAAUGAAACUAAUGAAAAUAUUAUUAAAAAUUCACAAUUGUUUAAAGUGAUUGAUGAAAAUUUAAAUCAUUAUUUAUUGAAUAAAACUGGUGGGAAAAUAUCUAUUUGGUUCUUGUUGAAAUGUGCCGUGGGUUUAUUGAUUGGAUUUAUUAUCAUGUUGAUCUUUAUAACCAUAGUUCCAAGGAUAAGAUAA